Trichogramma pretiosum is the source of this 5335-nucleotide messenger RNA. RefSeq names its product mitogen-activated protein kinase kinase kinase 15 (gene Ask1). Gene Ontology annotation, molecular function: protein kinase activity; protein binding; ATP binding. The transcript has 23 exons. NCBI's taxonomy places the organism in Eukaryota, Metazoa, Arthropoda, Insecta, Hymenoptera, Trichogrammatidae. The record is from RefSeq and is a predicted model, not a curated record. Gene Ontology annotation, biological process: MAPK cascade; protein phosphorylation. Bases 302 to 4564 code for a protein of 1420 amino acids.
CGACGAUUAAAUUACGAUUGCUGCCUAUAAGUGUUCGUUGAGAAAAAAAUCUCGUGAAUUGUAUUGUUGCAUUAACAGUGCUGUGUAAAAAAAUUUCUUUCAGUGCGUUGAAAGUACUAAAUUUACUGCACCGGCGAAAAAAGUGAAGUGAACAGCAUUGGAUUUAGCGACAAUAGUUAGCGAGAAAGUUUUGGACGGUGGGACUUUUUUUGGAAUUGGCGCAACGAAGCAACUGAAAAAUCAAAUGAGUGCCGGUCAAAGUGAUUGCUCCAAACAAAGAAAUACUUAACCUAUUGUCAACAUGCCUGGAUCAAGGGAAACAACUCCAAAUGAUAGCUGCAACGGUCAUGUGGGGGCACUGUGUUCCAAUCGUCCUCAGGCAGUUCUUAUUUUCAAUAAUGAGAAAAGUGAAAUUAAAAAACCUGUAUUAGUUAUUGCUUGUGUUAUUGAUUUAUUAGAAGAGGAUCGUUUAGAAGAUAGAAGAAAAGCUUUUGAAGCAAUAAAACUCUCCUGUCACAACCUAUAUUGUAAAUUAUAUCAUCUUCCAUUUCAAUCAUUGUUGAGAGUACGUGGUGGGAACCCAGCUCAAGAUGUGUUUAAUAGUGCAGACAUUGUUAUUGUGGAUUUUAGCAUAGAAGAUCAAGCAUGUUAUCUGUUUUAUAAUCUUGGAGUUAGAGAAAGUUAUAAAAAUACUACAAACAUAUUUUUACUGAAUAAUACUAAUGAACAAACUACUGAAUUAUUUAAGGCCUUAUGUUCAAAAAAUACAACUCAACUUCAUACAUACAAUUAUGAUGAUGAUGAAAAAUCUACUGAGCCUUCUUUAGCCAAUUAUCUAAUGAAAUCAUAUGUUGUUAUAGAAAUUAAAACAAAAGCUCAUAAGCGAGAAAAAUUCUUAUCUGAUUUAGAGGAAAAAAGAGAAUCAUUAAAAAGAGCUGAACUGGAAAAAGAAUUAAAAGCUAUGAUGAUGAGAUUAGAUGAUCCAACAAUUUUUUCCACUGAACUUGUAGUGAAUUAUUUGGCAGCUCUUAGAGAUGUCUCUGAUUAUGAUUCAAUGGUACAAUUAUGUGAAAAAUUACUUGCAUUACCAAGCCAGAAACAUAUUAUGGAAACUACAGAAAUCAUAUACCUGUAUGCAUUUGCUUUGAAUCGAAGAAAAAAAGCUGGCGACAAAGAAAAAGUAUUACAUGUUGUUGAACAAGCUUUAAAAGUAAAGAAAAAUGUUGUACCAGAUAUGGUAUGCUUGUGUGGAAGAAUAUAUAAAGAAAUGUAUGUUGAAAGUAAUCUUAAGGAUAAAAAUAGCUUGCAAAAAGCUAUACAUUGGUAUAGAAAAGGAUAUGAAGUUGAACCUAAUGAAUAUGCUGCUAUAAACUUGGCUACUUUACUAGUUGUUGAUGGUUUUGAAAUUACAACAAAUCAAGAACUUAAAAAUCUAGUAUUGAGACUAAGCCAUAUUAUUGGGAAAAAGGGAGAUAUAUAUCAUGUAAAAGAUUAUUGGAGUGUUGCUACAUAUUUUGAAAGUAGUGUUCUGGGUAAAUAUUACCAAGAAGCAUACUUUGCAGCAGAAGCCAUGUUAAUGUUAAAUCCUCCCACUUGGUGCCUAUUAUCUACUAUUGGGAACAUUAGACUAAUUAGUAAAUACCGUGAUAAAAAGCCGAAAACGCCAUUAGAACGUAUGUUUGUAUUUUGGAUGGAUUUUUUUAUUGAAGCCACUAAAAAAAAAGCUGAAGUUGCUAACAACAUUAGAUUUCCUAUAGUCAUACUUGAAGACACACACGUGCUAAUACCUAGUUAUGUAGUAUUUCAUCUUGGUGACUAUGAGAAAACUAUGCAGAUUACCAACACCUGUUUAGAAGGCAUGCGUAAAAAAUGUAAAAAUCAACAUGAUUUUGUGUACAAAGCUAGACACAUUUAUGCCAUUGGUCUAUGUAAAAAAGACGAACGUCAAGUCGUCCUCUACGUUAAACAUGGUUUUAGAAUCUUCAUAUAUUUCCCAUCAGAUGCUUGUAAAAGAAGGUUCUAUGAACUGUUAAGAAUACUCGUGAAAAAUCCAAAGGUCAUGGGAGAUAUGGAUGAUUACAUGGAUAGUCCGUUGACAAAACAAGAAUUUGAAUAUGAACUAGAUCCAGAGGGCAAUCGCAUACUUCUUGGCAAAGGGACUUUUGGUAGUGUGUACGUUGCAAGGGAUGUUGAUGCCAAAGUAAAAGUUGCCGUGAAAGAAAUUAAAGAAGAAAAAAUUAACGACGUUGAGAAAUUUCACGAAGAAGUUUCCUUACACAGCGAAUUACGUCACAGAAAUAUUGUUCAAUACAUUGGUUCAAUAAGUCAAGACGGCUAUGUAAAAAUUUUCAUGGAAAACGUUCCUGGAGGAAGCUUGACAUCACUGCUUAAAACAAAAUUGAAGAAUUUGAUAAAGACUCCCGUUACCAUGGCUUAUUAUACUCAACAAAUGUUUGAAGGAGUAAAUUAUUUACAUGGACAGAAAAUUAUUCACAGAGAUAUUAAAGGAGAGAAUGUACUCAUCAAUACUUACAAUGGAUGUGUCAAAAUAUCUGAUUUCGGAAUGUCGACUAGAUUAGAAAAUUUGAGUCAAUAUACCAAAAGCUUUCGCGGUACCAUGGUAUACAUGGCCCCUGAAGUGAUUGAACGAGGACACCAAGGUUACGGAGCGCCGGCCGACGUUUGGUCUCUUGGAUGCACAGUAAUGGAAAUGGCUACGGGAAAGCCACCAUUUUUAGAAUUAGGAUCUCCACAAGCAGCAGUAUUUAAGGUUGGGCUUUAUAAAGAUCAUCCACCAAUUCCAGAUGAGAUGCCAAAUAUAAUAAAAAAAUUCGUCAUGCGCUGCUUCGAACCAGAUCCCGCGAAACGGAAAACAUGUGCACAAUUGUUGAAUGAUCCCUUCGUGGAACUAGCAGAACAAGCAGAUCUGAGAACAGCUUUACUUCAAUACAACUGCGAUCCACCUCAAACUCAAAGAUUUCAUGGUCAAGAACCAAGAAUUCCAUACGACAUAAGAGAAAGCUUUGGGGACGUAAUACCAAUCAUUGAGUUAAGCGAGCACAAAUUUCCUUCGUGCAGUACACCAGGAUCAUCUGCAAGUACCAUCAGUCCUGAAUUUGAAAUACCUAACACAAUCGAUAUUCCAUCACCAAAAUCUGUUCUGGAAAUAAAAAAUGUCAGUGAAGAAAACGAAAAACCUUAUUUAUUGUCAAAAGAAAGUCAAAAUCGCAUAACGCUCGAGCGAGUUAUUAAUGAAGAGGAAACAAAAAUGAGUUCACUGUGGCGAGAAAAUUUUAAAAAUUUGUUCAAAAGUGAAACUUUUCUUAAAACGAAACAUUUCGUUAAAUUAGUUGCCGCAAUGAAAAACUACAUUGCCACUGAUGAUGGUAACAUUAUAAAAAAUACUAUCAAAGAAUUAAAGGAAGAAGUGAGCGAUGAACCUUCUGCUGUGAAUCAAUUAAGUUCUGCAGUGAACGUGUUUCAGGAUACUGUGAAAUCAAUUCUUAAAACACGUGGAUUCAAGCCUCAUUGGAUUUCUUCUUUAGAUGAUGUCGCAAAAACUGCUGUCGUAGCAGUAUUACAAGUUUUAACGCCAGAAGUCAGUAUUCAAUCUAAUGGUGAAUUUAUCAGUACAAACGGCCUCAAUGAAGAAAAAAAGGAAACGUUAUCGCGUUCCAGUUCACGGGCAUCAGAAGUGAGUUCAAUGUCAAGUGGAAACUCGACUGUAAAUCCAUUUAGUUCAAGUGAAGAUGAUGAUGUAACAAACCGACUAACGCCAUCUAAAAAGUCAAAUUCAAAUGAACACCUCGCACCAUCUUUGAAUACUGCUGUUUAUGGAGAUUCUAAUUCUAGAAACGGUGAAAAUUCUGAAAUUCCUUCAAAUAGGAACUUAUCAAAAACAGAAUCCGACACCAAUGAUACUCUCAGAAACCACCAGAUGACUAUGUUAGGAAUCAGUAGCGUUGACCAAAAACCAAGACUACGCUUACACUUGAGUUCACACUCGUCCGAAGGAUCUACGAAAACUUCUUCAUUAAAAUCGGUUCAAACUAGCGAUUCUGCCGCAUCGACGAUUACUCUACCAACUUCGUACGCAAAAUCUAUUCAGGACCAAAACAAAGAAGUCUUACAACAAAAUGCAACUAUCAUCACAGAAUUAGUAGAAAAUCAAAAAGCCUUCCAAACUCUUCUCACCAAUGCUUUAACAGAGCAGCAAAAACAAAUGUCAGUUUUAACAGAUAUAAGCCAAGCCAUGGCGAAUCACAUUUUAAAGAAACCCGAGACGCCACUCGUAAAACCCUCUGAUAACCUCGAUAACGAUGAUAUUGAUCCAAAUAAAGUGGACGAUAAAUUGGUCGAAUGGCUUUUAAAACUUGGUAUUAGUAUUGGAUCUGUAAAAAAAUUUCAAAAAGAAGAAUGUUGCUUGGAAGAUGUGCUUGAGUACCUAUCACGAGGAGAUUUGAGAAGAAUUAAUUUAAAGGUGGGCGAUGAACUGAAAAUAUGGAGAGCCAUCCUGCAGCAUCGAAAAUUCUCAGUUAAUGAAAAGUCUCAACAAACUGAAUAACUAUGUAUAUAACCAAAUAAUUAUACGUCUAGGAAUUUAGGUUGAAAAAAGCAAAGUAUGUCGUUAACACAUUAAAAAGUUAGAAAAUGAUCAUUACCUAGAAACUAGCGUGUUGAGCAAUAGAAUUUCUUACCAAUCAACAAUUUUUAAUUGAAGUGCCUUGACCAGUGAAUACUAAAUAACUCAUUAAGCUAUUUACAAAAAUGUGAUAAUAAGUGAUAGUCAUAGUAUAUUUGGGAAUAUACUAUACGAUUAUUUAUAUUUUAAUAAUACAACUUUUUUAAUCUUCUAAAAGAACUGAAAUUGUAAAACGAAAAAUCGGUCGUUCUAUAUUACUUCGAUAGUAAAGCUAAUGCAAAAAUAGUGUAAGCCCACCGUUAUGAAUAGGUAGAUAAUCUUAGUAUGCUGUAGCAAAUAAUAGGCUUUUAGAGACUGACCAAACUAAUUAAUUAAUAGAUAUUGGAAAAUUGAUAAAAUGUGAUAAAAGAUGAUAUUUUAUAACUCUAAUGAGUAGAAUGCGAUACUUUUAAAAUUGAAUGAUUGUAUGAAUGUAUUUUGGUGGUAAUCGUCUUUAUUAUUUACAAAUUUUAAAGAACUACUGAAGGUCAAAUUGUAAAAAUUGAUAUAUAUUUUGUAAAUCGUUUUUCAUUGUUAAUGCUAAUUUAGAGUAUUUAUUUGUAUCAUAUUAACAAGUUUAUGAUAUUUUAACAAAACAACGAAAUGACACUAUUUGUCAUUUAUUGAAGAAUAAUAAAAUCUAUUUCCUUACAA